This is a messenger RNA of Parastagonospora nodorum SN15, 1479 nucleotides long. RefSeq lists its product as hypothetical. NCBI's taxonomy places the organism in Eukaryota, Fungi, Ascomycota, Dothideomycetes, Pleosporales, Phaeosphaeriaceae. The transcript has a single exon. Bases 1 to 1479 code for a protein of 492 amino acids. The record is from RefSeq and is a predicted model, not a curated record.
AUGGAUGAGUCGAUGUCCAACAACCCGACCUAUUUCUACAGCGCAUUGGAGGGACCACGCUCCUUUAGACUGCUUAGACUAGCUCAAGAUACGAAUUGUUUACAAUGCAUGAGCUACACGAUUGAAGAGUUCGAAAGAGGAAGCGGCCAUUGCCCUUCUUACACCGCUCUCUCCUAUGCUUGGGGAAACGUAAAUACCACGGCAUCAAUUACACUGAACGGCUAUCAUGCAUCCAUCACGAAAAAUUUACAUGAAGCCCUACUACACAUUCGACGCAUACGGCCGUACUCACUGCUCUGGGUGGACGCCCUCUGUAUUGAUCAGAGCAACUCGAACGAGCGUGGCCACCAAGUUUCUCAAAUGCGAGCCAUCUACAGCGAUGCCAGCAACGUCAUAUCAUGGCUUGGUCCAGGCGCAGAAGGAACUGACCGGCUCUUUGUCUUUCUGAGAAGUCAUCACGACUCUUGCACUACAAAAGGUGGAAAUGAUGGGAACUGUGGCUUCAUUGCUGAUCGCGAGCUCGCCGACGCACUACAAUAUCUUGAGGAACGACCUUACUGGCACCGCAUCUGGGUGAUACAGGAGAUCGUAGUGGCUACGAGUCUUGAAGUCAUGUGUGGUGAUGAGUCGGUGAUGUGGUCGGUUUUCAUCAAGUUUUGGUCUUUAGUCUGUAGAGACCAUUUCAAGAAGAUCCCGGGGAUGAAUCGCCGCUUGGCGCCAUUUGGCCACUCCUCAGCCAUAAUACCACUGAUAGCAUGGCGUAAGACCAAUAUUGAUCUGGCACAUGCCUUAGAGCUGACUGGCUUGAGCCGCGCAACUGAUGAACGCGAUAAGGUCUAUGCGUUACUUGGUUUGGUUGACUGUGGAGCUGGCCGUCAUAUUGUCGUCGACUAUACGAUCUCCGCGUGCAGGAUAUUCUUAACGGCGACACACGCCAUCAUGGAUGACUGGAAUGAGAACGACACGGACAUAUCGAAGAAAUUGAAGCUCGAAAACUUGCUUUCCAGAAUCAACACUGAGUCAAGCUCACGCCAACAGCUUCCAAAGUUCCGUGCUAGAUCAACAGCCAGCCAAAUACCAGAGUGCAAUACCAUCGCCCAUUUACGUCAACGAGUUCGCUUCUUGUUACGCUAUACUGCGCGGUUGAAGUUCGUUGUGCCAAACGAUGGCGGGAACUGUGACGGCGAGACAUGCGGAUCGUGGGCGGCCAUGUACAAAGCCGCAACGAUCCAAAAAUACCCCAAACCCAAGUAUCAAAUGUUCGGCUCAUAUGGACACGCAAACCAGGACCAUGCUGCUGUCAACAGCUCUGUCACAUCGGAACGGCAGCCAAAAUCUCGACGUGAAGCUUCGCGAACAGUCAGAUCCAAUAUAAGGCGACCAGACCGAAAAAAAAGGCCUGCGAUUCCCGAUAAGGUCUCAGAUGAUGCGGUCCAAGGCUGGAUACAGUAUUACCAGCAGGUCAAUAGUCUGCAUUGA